UCAUUGCAUUCACCCGCCUGAACUUCUGCAUUUCGCACAGAAGCAAAACACACAACGGUACUAUGGGUGAAAACAUAACAGAGACAAAAAUGAACACGGUGUACGCUCUGGCGUUUGGAUCUAUAAUGGCAUUGGGUCUGCCUCUCAAUGCUGUGUCGCUGUGGAUAUUUUUACGCUGCCACAGCCUCAGAUCCCCCACUGCCAUCUUCAUGGUCAACCUGGCAAUCUCAGACCUGCUACUCGUCAUCUCCUUGCCCAUGAGGGUCUACUUUUAUGCCACAGGCACCUGGCCUCUGAGCAGAAUGGCGUGCAUCUGGAUCACAAUGCUCUUUCGCAACAACAUCCGUUCCAGCUCCAUCUUCAUCACCUUCAUCAGUGUGGACCGGCUGCUGGCUGUGGUUUAUCCUCUGAGGUCACGCCAUCUUCGAACCUCUUCCAGCGCCUGGAAAGCUGCUGCGCUCGUUUGGCUGAUUGUGUCGGUGGUGAACAUCCCAGAGAGCGUGGACUUUAAAAGAUUUUUAAACAACCUCACUGAAUCCUCCUGUUUUGAAUUUAGUCAGCCGCAUAGAUCCCCAAUUGCUUUUUUUCAGCCUGUGCUGGUGUUCACCUUGCUGGCAGUCAACAUUGUGUGCACCGCUUUGGUGUCCUGGACUAUACACAGACAUCUAAGUGAGUCUGCAAGGAUCAUCAACAAGGUGAAUGUCAUGCUGAUUUUUGUCAUGAACUUGAUGAUGUUCACUGUAUUUUUCUUGCCUCUGUCAUUGUUUAUUUUCUUUAAAGAGUGGAAAAGUGCAAUCUCGCCACUGGUAUGUCUUGCUAGUGUGAACUGCUGUCUGGAUCCUCUGUUGUAUUACUUUUCUUUUGACGGUUUCUGGAAGAAAAAAGAGGAUGUAGAUAUCUCUCUUGCAAGAGAAUAGUUGGUGAUAACAAUAGACAGAGACAGGUGGCAUUAAAUACUACUUCAACAGAAUAUGUACACAUUUGUUUUUUAAUACAGGGGUGUUGGAUUAUCUGAAACAGAUAAAGAUUUAGGUUAACUUAGCGCAACUGACUUUCAGUGGUUGUUUUUUCCACUGUGUGACACAGAUCUGAUAUUUCCAUGCAUGUGAAGACACAUUUUUUUCAGUUCCCAUCUGAGCUGCAAAAAUCUGAACAAAAUUGGAUCCCCAGGCAUCUUGGUAACUUGCAUUGAAUACACAUGCCAUGACUAUGAAUAAAUCUUACAUGACUGACCUGUGAGAUCUGUGUUGGCUACAUUAGCUUUAAUAGGGACAACAACACACAGCAACGGCGAGAAAGGCAAAUAGCCAAAAGCAAAGGUAUUCUUGGAGCUGCCUCAAUUCAAGUCAAGUCAUAUAAAACCUAAAAAUAUAUACAAUAUGCUACUACUAUUACUCAUUCUUUCUGACAUAUUGCAGAUGUGUUGCAUCCUUUACACACAUUUAAAACUGGUUCAACUUAAGUUCCCCUUCUGUGCUGGGGUAUCAGUGUAUACAAGGACCUGCUCAAGUGCAGAUGUUGUGUUUUCCUGCCUCCUAAUAAAGAAGCCAUCUCUUUGCCAA
This is a messenger RNA of Siniperca chuatsi (mandarin fish), 1562 nucleotides long. RefSeq names its product lysophosphatidic acid receptor 6-like. Gene Ontology annotation, molecular function: lysophosphatidic acid receptor activity. Gene Ontology annotation, biological process: phospholipase C-activating G protein-coupled receptor signaling pathway; positive regulation of Rho protein signal transduction. Bases 63 to 917 code for a protein of 284 amino acids. The record is from RefSeq and is a predicted model, not a curated record. The transcript has a single exon. NCBI's taxonomy places the organism in Eukaryota, Metazoa, Chordata, Actinopteri, Centrarchiformes, Sinipercidae. Gene Ontology annotation, cellular component: membrane.